Messenger RNA from Puccinia graminis f. sp. tritici CRL 75-36-700-3, 549 nucleotides. RefSeq lists its product as uncharacterized. The transcript has a single exon. NCBI's taxonomy places the organism in Eukaryota, Fungi, Basidiomycota, Pucciniomycetes, Pucciniales, Pucciniaceae. The record is from RefSeq and is a predicted model, not a curated record. Bases 1 to 549 code for a protein of 182 amino acids.
AUGGUCACCUGCUUGAAGUGCACCAGAUUUGUCACCCAGGUCGAGUUUGGUUGGUGCCGUGAAUGUCUUAAUUUCGUUGGCCUUAUGCCUGGAAAUAUGGCUAACCAGUUACCCAGUCAACCAGCAAAUCAUUACAACAUCAUCCCUCCAGCCCCCACAUCGUCCAUACUCCAAGUGCCUCCCGCGAUUCCAACUCCACCAGCAGCUAGUUUGGCCCAGUGCGCUGGUACCAAUGCGUAUUUACGCAACGUUGGCAAGGCAAAACGUACAAAAAACCCGGCUCCAACCCCUUACUCCAGAAACCCAAAACCCUCAACAUCGGCACCACCAGCUGAAAGUCCGAUCCGAAUGUUUAAAUGUGGGAUCUCGUUCUUCCAGGACGAAAAGCUGAAGAAGACUGGAAUGAUGAGCUAUAUGCAGAAUAUAGACACAAGCAUUCCAAAAUUAUACGAGACCCUUCAACACCAAUUAUGGCUGUUGUUCUCUCCCGAGCUACUACGCAAAGGAUUGGUUGAAUCGCUUCCUAGCAUCGUGGUUGACAAAAGUUGA